AUGCAUUCAUUACUUCUCACCUAUAUUCUUCUCAAUCUAGCUGUACCUGUUGCUACUUCUCCCAUAGGGACUUCGGAGAACAAAAAUGUGUUCAACGAGAUAAGAGACGAAUACAAUGUUAAUAAAAAGUGUGCUGAGGAAGACGAUCCUCAUAUUGGCAGGCAUGACAUCGUUGAUACAGUUGAUCGCGGAUUCUCUCCAUAUUUUCCACGCAUUGGCAUUUUGAAGCUAAUGAAGGAAAAAUUGGAAUACUAA
Cylicocyclus nassatus is the source of this 255-nucleotide messenger RNA. The record is from the annotation of a GenBank genome assembly. Lineage: Eukaryota; Metazoa; Nematoda; Chromadorea; Rhabditida; Strongylidae.